This is a messenger RNA of Salvelinus sp. IW2-2015, 1295 nucleotides long. The record is from RefSeq and is a predicted model, not a curated record. NCBI's taxonomy places the organism in Eukaryota, Metazoa, Chordata, Actinopteri, Salmoniformes, Salmonidae.
CCCUCGUCCGGACAGCAAGAGACAGCCCUCGUCCAGGACCAGCAGAGAGACAGCCCUCGUCCGGGAUCAGCAGAGAGAGGAAUUGAUUUUGACACCCCUGCGUUAUGGCAUUGCAAUACUGUAUGACCACAGUACAAACUGUAAUAUAUGUAGAGGACCUGUGGAACCUCCCUAGUGGAAUCCUGAAUCACUGUGGAACCUUCUUAGUGGAAUCCUGAAUCACUGUGGAACCUUCCUAGUGGAAUCCUGAAUCACUGUGGAACCUUCCUAGUGGAAUCCUGAAUCACUGUGGAACCUUCUUAGUGGAAUCCUGAAUCACUGUGGAACCUUCUUAGUGGAAUCCUGAAUCACUGUGGAACCUUCCUAGUGGAAUCCUGUAUCACUGUGGAACCUUCCUAGUGGAAUCCUGUAUCACUGUGGAACCUAGAACUAUCCUGCCUGGAAUCCUCCAUCUCUACCCUGAACUGUUGAAUACGUUCUAGAACAGGUUCUAGAGUCAGAAUGGGUUCUACUGUUCCUGUUUCGUCCGUGUUGUUCGUACUGCUGCUGUUCCACACCUCCACAGUGGGACAGUGUCAGAGCCACGGCAGCGUGACAGGAAGUCUCCCUGUCUCAGACCUCUAUCCAGCCUUCCACAGUACAGACACCCCCCUGGGUCUGCUACUGGACCCCCAAGACCCCUCCUCAUCCCUGGGACUGAUACAAGACACCACAUCCCUGGACCUCCGUGUCCACAUCUCAUCCACACCCUCGCCCGACUCUGACCGUGGACACCAACAUCUCAAACACGGACGCCAUCACUCGUCCUCCAACACGUCGUCCUGGGGAAUACGUGUCCAGCCUGUAGUACCUCCUGUCUGCCACCAGGUGACCUUCAUAAAGACAGCUUUUAAAUACAUAAACACAGUGAUUAGCUGUGUGAUAUUCAUGGUAGGCAUGGUGGGAAACGCCACUCUACUGAGGAUUAUCUACCUGAAUAAGACGAUGAGAAACGGACCCAACGCCCUGAUCGCCAGCCUGGCUCUGGGGGACCUGAUCUAUAUCACGAUAGAUAUACCCAUCAACGUUUAUAAGGUAAACAAAAAUUACAGAUGCCGUAUCUUAAUUUGAUGAUCUUGAUUUUUUCCUGCACAGCAAGAAAUGCAAACUUUUUAGUGUAUUCAAGGUUUUUACCCCCCCCCCAAAAAAGGCUUGUAAAGUCUGUAAUUUCCACUUUGACAUGCCUGACUUGAUUUGUCCUCACGAAAUAUGUAUCAACCCCGACAAACAUGUCCAUGAAUUAUACUCAGCGUUUC